CACGAUAUGGAAGAGAUCAUGGCAAUGAUCUUUCAUGGGUUCGAGCUGGUUAAGGAACUCGAAUCAAACUUACCGGAAAAACCGCCGGAAUCUCUGUCGGUUUCCCUCGAUUCUAUCGCCAAAACAUUUGGCGAGGCUAACGAGCGGCUCAAGAAUCUCAUGAGCAGCUCCGACGUCCGACCAAACCGGCCGCUGACGCCGGUUUUCUCUGGUUCGGACCAGGUGUUGCUCCACAUGGAUUCCGGUGGUUUGAUGCAUGAGUACUGGUUAAGGCCCGGUGUGUCUCAGGGCAUCGACGCCGUGAUUCACACGCAGACGCACCUGAUGGCAGCUACCGGCCGAGGAAACACUCCGGCGGCGGCAGAGGCUGAGGGCUCCGGACAACUGCGGCCCGGCGAGCGUACGGAUUCCGCCGGCGGUAGCGGUUCCUCCACGCCGAGGCCGCGGCGAAGGAGUAAGGAGGAGGGGAUUCAACAAACGGUGCUUGUGGCAGCUCCGAGGAUGGGGAAUACGGAGGUGCCACCGGACGACAACUACACGUGGCGUAAAUACGGCCAAAAAGAAAUUCUCGGUUCCAGGUUCCCUCGGGCAUAUUACAGAUGCACUCAUCAGAAACUAUACAACUGUCCGGCGAAGAAGCAAGUUCAACGACUCGACGACGACCCGUUCACGUUCCGAGUCACGUACCGUGGCUCACACACUUGCCACGUGUCCCCCACUGCUCCCGUUUCCUCCUCUGCCGCCGCCGCCACGUCAACAUCCGCCGCCGUCCCUUACGUCGCCGAGGUGGCCGACAUGGCCAACGCAAUGUUCGACUUCUCCCGCGGCAGCAGUAGCGCCGGCGACAUGGAUUUCGUCUUCCCUGUCCGAGGCCACGAGUACCACCUCCGCCGCGACUCACCGGAGAGAAAGGACGGGUUCUGAUACGGUCGAUAUUAAUUUUGCAGAGUAGAUAUUAUUGAUUUAAUUAUUCUAAAUUACGAAAGAUUGGUCAGAGCUUUACUUUCUAUA
Tarenaya hassleriana is the source of this 1011-nucleotide messenger RNA. Its product is annotated as WRKY transcription factor 55-like. Lineage: Eukaryota; Viridiplantae; Streptophyta; Magnoliopsida; Brassicales; Cleomaceae. The record is from RefSeq and is a predicted model, not a curated record. Gene Ontology annotation, molecular function: sequence-specific DNA binding; DNA-binding transcription factor activity. The annotation marks the transcript as partial. The transcript has 4 exons. Gene Ontology annotation, biological process: regulation of DNA-templated transcription.